AUGUCUAUGUAUCCGCACCGCGGCUUGCCGCAAAAUGCGGCGCGUUUGAACGAGCUUCUCGAUCAGAUUCGCACGGAGUUUGAUAACCAAGUUCGAAUCAACGAAGGGUAUGAGCAACAAAUUCAACAACAAGUUCAAGAGGCCCAACUUAUUCGUGAGAAGGUCUAUCAGUUAGAGCAGCAACAUAUUAAUAUAAAAGCAAAGUACGAAGAGGAGAUGGUUUUACUUCGCCGCCAACUCGAGGCCGCGCGAGGAGGUGCCCCUCAACCUGCUAUACCUGGUCCGCCUCAACACGGCGGUCCAUCUGCGGGUCCUCCCCCUCCUUCGAUCGGUAUGGGAAACAACCUAUUUAGUGGAAUAAUGACCGGUCAGGGAGGCCAAGGUGGUGGUCUGCCACCCCAACCCAAUCCGCAGGAUCAGGCCCCUCCCGGGCCUCAGCAUCAAAUGCCACAGCCGCCCCCGGGUUUGCAAGGCCCGCCUCCGCCUCCACCUCCGCCAGCGCAACAGCCCCCCUUUCAGCAGCCUUACCAGGGUCCGGCUCCCGGCGGUUUCCCCGGACAGCCUCCCCAGAGCACUGCUUCACCCGGGCCAGGCAAGCGCGGUAUCGGUAGACCACCCGCCGGUGGCCCUGCUACUCCUCAGAUCAACACCCCGAUGCCCUAUGCUGGGCCCGGAGCCUCGCCGCAGGUAGCAAAUCACCCGACACCUGACCAUAGAGCUCUGCCACCUCACCCUGGCCCGAUGGUCAACAACGCUCUUGGUGAUUUAGAUGUCGAACGCCUCCCGGCGCACGUCAAGAAGACUCGAGACGAUUGGUUUGUGAUCUUCAACCAACACGUUCCGCGCAUGCUCGAUGUCGAUCUGGUUCAUACCUUAAACCACGAAAGUGUUGUGUGUUGUGUUAGGUUUAGCCACGACGGCAAGUAUGUGGCAACUGGUUGCAAUAGAUCCGCCCAAAUUUAUGACGUUGCGACUGGCGAGAAGGUAUGCGUUCUCCAGGAUGAGAAUGUUGAUAUUAGUGGGGAUUUGUAUAUCCGUAGCGUGUGCUUCAGCCCCGAUGGCAAGUAUCUAGCUACCGGUGCCGAGGACAAGCUCAUUCGCGUCUGGGAUAUUGCCUCUCGUACGAUUCGUAAUACCUUUGCUGGUCAUGAACAAGACAUCUAUUCGUUGGACUUUGCUCGAGAUGGUCGAACCAUAGCUUCCGGUAGUGGCGAUAGGACUGUUCGACUAUGGGAUAUUGAGCAGGGUACAAACAUGCUUACCCUUUCUAUUGAAGAUGGUGUGACGACUGUCGCUAUCUCCCCUGAUACAAAGUAUGUUGCCGCGGGUUCGCUUGAUAAGAGCGUCCGCGUUUGGGACAUUCAUCAGGGAUACCUCCUGGAGCGGCUCGAAGGGCCGGAGGGCCACAAGGACAGCGUUUACUCUGUAGCAUUCUCUCCUAAUGGCAAGGACCUAGUAAGCGGAAGUCUAGAUAAGACUAUCAAGAUGUGGGAGUUAUCGACCCCCAGAGGAGGGGUGCAGAACCCGGGCCCUAAGGGAGGCCGAUGCGUCAAGACGUUUGAAGGACACAGAGAUUUCGUACUCAGCGUGGCGCUUACGCCCGAUGCCAACUGGGUCAUGUCUGGCUCCAAGGAUAGAGGUGUACAGUUCUGGGAUCCCCGAACUGGGUUUACUCAACUCAUGCUUCAAGGUCACAAGAAUUCAGUCAUCUCGGUGGCUCCUAGCCCUACAGGCGGUUACUUUGCAACGGGCUCUGGCGACAUGAGGGCGCGUAUCUGGUCUUAUCGCUCAAUAUCCUAG
This is a messenger RNA of Daldinia childiae, 1800 nucleotides long. RefSeq names its product Transcriptional repressor rco-1. The coding region runs from base 1 to 1800 and encodes 599 amino acids. The transcript is spliced from 5 exons. NCBI's taxonomy places the organism in Eukaryota, Fungi, Ascomycota, Sordariomycetes, Xylariales, Hypoxylaceae. The record is from RefSeq and is a predicted model, not a curated record. Gene Ontology annotation, molecular function: protein binding.